Molecule: messenger RNA, 1725 nt
Organism: Salarias fasciatus (jewelled blenny)
Lineage: Eukaryota; Metazoa; Chordata; Actinopteri; Blenniiformes; Blenniidae
Product: arsenite methyltransferase
Exons: 10
Coding region: 121-1206 (361 amino acids)
Biological process (GO): toxin metabolic process; arsonoacetate metabolic process
Cellular component (GO): cytosol
Molecular function (GO): arsenite methyltransferase activity
Source: RefSeq, a predicted model, not a curated record
AUUUUCCUGCACCUCUGUCCCACAUUCAGAUUUGAUUAUAUACAGCGUCUGCCCCUCUGAUUGAGAGUUUAGUCUCUGUGCACACUUCAGAUUACACUUUAUUUCGCUGUUUGCUGCAGAAUGGACACGAGCGAAGGCGUGCGGGACAAUGUCAAGAAAUACUACGGCAGCAUGCUGGAGUCCAGCAAUGAUCUGCAGACCAAUGCCUCUUCCUGCGGUUUGGCGAACAGGCCCACCAGCAGGAGUGUGACUGAGGCUCUGAGCCAGGUUCACCCUGAGGUGGCUAAAAGAUUCUUCGGCUGCGGUCUCCCGUUCCCGGCCAAGCUGGCGGGAUGCAGCGUCCUGGACCUGGGCAGCGGCUCGGGCCGGGACUGCUACGCCUUCAGUAAACUGGUCGGGCCCAACGGACACGUAACAGGACUGGACAUGACCGAAGAGCUGAUCACAGUGUCCCGUCAGUACGUGGAGUACCAUCAGAAAAAGUUUGGCUACGACAAGCCCAACGUCACCUUCGUCCAGGGAUACAUGGAGAAGCUGAACGAAGCCGGCAUCCAGAACAACUCCAUCGACGUCGUGCUGUCCAACUGUGUGAUCUGCUUGUGUCCGGAUAAGAAGCAAGUUCUCCAGCAGACCUACGACGUCCUGAAGGACGGAGGUGAACUCUAUUACAGCGACUUGUACGCCAGCCAAGUCAUUCCUGAUCACAUGAAGCAGGACCCAGUCCUCUGGGGUGAGGGAAUGGGAGGCGCUCUGUUCUGGCAGGACCUCAUCUCUCUGGCCCACAGCGUCGGCUUCAGCACGCCACGCCUGGUGUCAGCGAGCCACCUGGUGGUCCACAACGCCGAGCUCAAAGCUAAAGCAGGUGACAUCCGUUACGCCUCGGGAACUUUCCGCAUGUUCAAGCUGCCCAAAGGUUCGGUGAAGUCCAAGGCGACUGUGACCUACAAGGGAACGGUGGAGGACUUCCCAGACCAGCUGAACCUGGAUUCCAAUUCUUCUUUCAAGAAAGACGUGGCUGUGGAGGUAGACGGGGAGACGGCUGCCGUCCUGCAAGCUUCCCGUUUCUCCUCAGACUUUAACAUCCAGAUGUCGGAUUUACCCGAUUCUCAGUCCGGGUCAGCGCCACAGUACUGCCAUCUGAGUCCAUUUCUGCUGGCCGACAAAGCGGGAUCGUCGGUGAAACAAUGCUCCAAAACAGGCAAAUGAACAGGCAGCUGGAGCAGAAGGCCGAUCAGGGAUGAAGGAAUCCCCCUCAGCAGGGGGAGGCUGGGACGUGACGGGGCAUUUAGAUAACACAAAUGAAGACAUGGGAGGAUCGAGGCUCCUGAUCAAGUGAAAAUAACAAUCUGUUUGUUGGGAAAAAAAGGAGCUAAUUAAAUCCACACGUAGACAUUUGAUACUUUUAAUCUUGAAAGGGAUUAAUUAUUGAGUCAAAUCAAAGAGUUUUUGAAAUAUUGCACACUUGAUAACAAUUUAGUUAAAAUGCUGAAAUGACCAUUUUCUUCAGUUCAGCUUUGAAUCUACUAAUUUCCUGAUAUUUGCAGUUCAGAAAUGGGAUGUUGGCCCAGAGCUGCCUGUGUCUGCUUCCAUUUACUGCAAGAAAAUAAACCUGUGAUACUCAUGUACUGACUUAAUUUGCACAUUUAAAAAAAUUUAAUUAAAUCAAUGCAGUGACAUAGUCAAAGAAUGUCUUAGAUAUCUGAGGUAUGUUUACAGAUGCACCAU